Molecule: messenger RNA, 2112 nt
Organism: Impatiens glandulifera
Lineage: Eukaryota; Viridiplantae; Streptophyta; Magnoliopsida; Ericales; Balsaminaceae
Product: aspartic proteinase 36-like
Exons: 9
Coding region: 323-1699 (458 amino acids)
Biological process (GO): proteolysis
Molecular function (GO): aspartic-type endopeptidase activity
Source: RefSeq, a predicted model, not a curated record
UUUGGCCGGAAUCCGAACGUGAAAGCUGCUUGCUUUUUCUGAUAAGAAUCAUGACAGUACAAAAUACAUAGGUACAACUUAAAGAUGAAGCCUGAAACUUGAAGCAAUCAAAUUUGUCUGUUUGUCACUGAAAACCCGAAACUUCUCUCUUUUCUUCCCCACCGGCAAACUGACAAAACAAAACCCUGAAAUUCUCCGGCCUCCAAUUGGAGAUUCCUCUAUUUAUUGCUUCAACCCAGAAGUUUAAAGGCCGUGAAUUUGCAAUGUAUUUAGAUUUAACUUCACUGGAAGUCAGAUUUCUUGUGUUGCUGUUCCGAAUUUGAUGUUUAUACAGGGAUCAAUAGGUAAUCUGCGUGCAAUGAAGUUGGAUCUCAGUAGUAAAGAGAGUAGAUAUGCGGUUCUGGGUUUGUUAAUUCUUAUCUUGCAAGUGACUAAUGGCCCUCCUCGCAACUUUGUGUCGGCUAACUUGGUGCUUAAGGUUCAGCACAGAUUCGCAGCGAAAGGGAAGUCUUUGGGGGAUUAUUGGGCUCAUGAUGUCCGCCGACAUGGAAGGUUUCUAGCCGCAGAUAUUCCUUUAGGUGGCAAUGGAAAUCCCACAGAUACUGCGCUGUACUUCACUAAAAUUGGCAUUGGGACUCCUUCAAAAGAUUAUUAUGUGCAAGUAGACACUGGAAGUGACAUUUUGUGGCUGAAUUGUGUUGGCUGUGACAAUUGUCCUAAGAAAAGCGACCUUGGUAUAGAGCUUAGACUAUACAAUCCACAAGCUUCAUCAACUGGCAAUAAGGUUACUUGUGAUCAAGAUUUCUGCAAUAUUAUAAAUGGUGAACUGAAUGGCUGUAAAGUUGGAUUAGUCUGUCCUUAUAGUGUUACUUAUGGUGAUGGGAGUUCAACUUCUGGCUACUUUGUUAGAGAUAAUAUUCAAUUGGAUCGAGCCUCUGGAAACCUUAACACCACUCCUAUGAAUGGCACCAUUCAAUUUGGGUGUGGAGAUAAGCAAUCUGGGCAGCUUGGUUCAUCUUCUGAAGCACUUGAUGGAAUCCUUGGUUUUGGACAAUCAAACUCUUCCAUGGUAUCCCAAUUGGCAUCGUCUGGGAAGGUGAAAAAAGCUUUUGCACAUUGUUUGAAUGGUAAAAAAGGUGGUGGAAUAUUCGCUAUUGGACAAGUUGUGCAGCCAAAGUUGAACAUGGUUCCACUGAUCCCCAAUCAGCCACAUUACAAUAUAAUUUUGAAGUCAAUUGAGGUGGAUGGCUCUAUUCUCACGCUUCCUUCGAGUUUUGGUACAAGUUCGGAGAAAGGGGCGAUAAUUGACAGUGGUACGACAUUGGUAUAUCUUCCAGAUGAAAUUUAUAGUCUAUUGAUGGCACAGAUAAUGGCUUCACAGCCUAAUCUGAAGCUGCAUACAUUUGAGGAGCAAUUCACUUGUUUUCAGUUUACUGGCGAGGUAGAUUCUGGAUUUCCUGCUGUCAAAUUCAAUUUUGAGAAUUCACUUUCAAUGACUAUUUACCCUCAUGAAUACCUGUUCAAAUUUAAUGACGAGGUUUUGUGCUUUGGAUGGAUGAGUAGUGGCACUCAAACAAAGGAUGGGAAGGACUUGAUACUCUUGGGAGAUAUGAUGCUGUCGAAUAAGCUCUUCUUGUAUGAUCUAGAAAAUCAAGCAAUUGGUUGGACCGAUUAUAAUUGUGAGUUUCUACUUUUGUAAGUUGGUUUUUUGCUGGAUUGUAUUUUCUUUUCCCAUUGAUUGAUGGUUAAGAUUUUAUCAGGUUCUUCGAGCAUUAAGGUUAAGGAUGAAGAGACGGGUGCUAUUUAUACGGUUGGAAGCCAUCAACUUUCUUCAGCCCAUGUCUCGGCUCCCAGGUGGCUAAUAGAGUUGUUGUUAUUGAUGUCCCAAUUUGUUCUCAUCCACAUUAGUUUUAUCCAAUGAUACAAACAACAAAGGACCAAUCCAUAGAUCAAUUGAAGUACACCAUAAUUCUGUCCAAAAAACAAAACAUAUAUCAGAUUCAUUGAUGAUCUAUUGAUUGCCUUUACCAUGUUUUGUCGUUGUGGAAUCGCAAACUGUUGGCUUGCUAUUUUUUUCUUUCUUAAAACAUGUUUUAGGGUUUGCUUUGUUGA